GUCCGAUCAUACACACACACACGCGUCGAUGCACGCAUGCCACGUCACUUGGGACAAACACACACAGACACGUCGGGAGCGCCAGUACCAGGCAGGCCUGUACAGACACGCCACAUCAGCUCAUCAAGUCCCUUGGAAAUUUGCCCGCGUCUCCUCGCGAGGAGGGGAGCUUUCAAAAAGGCGACACACGUGUGCACUAGGGCCUCUCACACAGAGAUGAUGCACCUCAUCAGACAUCAUACCCCAGCGCCUUGGCCACAGUGACCAUAUCCUUGUCGCCACGGCCGCACAAGUUGAGCUGCAACACACACAUACAGAGAGCGCGAGAGAGAGAACGAGAUUCGUUGCUGAUAUGUGGAGAGCGUUCUUCGUUAGUCUCCCUCACCAGCACGAUGUGGUCCUUGGGCAGGUCCUUGGCCAUCUUGAUCACGUAAGCGAUGGCAUGAGCCGGCUCCAGCGCCUGACGAACGGUCAAGACGACACACAUAGACAGACCGUUUGUCAUCCGACCAUCCAUUCCAUCCACUGACUGCUACGCUACGCUGCCUACCGGAAUGAUGCCUUCAGUCCUGGAGCAGGUCUGUAUGGCGUUGAGUGCCUCCUUGUCGGUCACCCACACGUACUCGGCCCGCCCGCUGUCCUUGAGGGCUGCGUGCUGCGGGCCGACGGCAGGGUAGUCCAGGCCGGCGGAGAUCGAGUGGGUCUCGAUGAUCUGCCCGUGGACGUCCUGCAGCAAAUAGGUCCUGUUGCCGUGAAGCACACCCGGCUUGCCUGAGCCGCCACACACACACACACACACACACACGCGCAUACACGUGUGCAAAGAAUGUGCACGUGUGUCUGUCCGCCUUGACGACGCACCUCCCGAUAGCGUGGCAGAGUGUUUGGGGUUGUCGCCAACGGGUCCCGUUUCGCCGCCGGCCUCCACACCGAUGAGCUUGACGCUCUUGUCGUCCAGGAAGGGGGCGAACAUGCCGAUGGCGUUGGACCCGCCGCCCACACACGCCACUAUGGUGUCGGGGAGACGCCCGGGGCCGCACCCAUUGGCGAAGGGACCCUCCCUCAGCAUCUGGGCACGGGCCUCACGACCUGAGAUGGACGAAGGCAAAGGGGCGAUGCGUGAGUGAAUGGAUGGCCUGGCAGGGAGUGGCCUUGUGUGUGCUUGGUGUGUUUGCGUACGUACCGAUGACGGCUUGGAAUUCCCUGACGAUGUCCGGGAAUGGGUGGGGGCCGAUGGCCGAGCCGAUGAUGUAGUGGGUGGUGCGGAUGUUGGUCACCCACUGUCAUGACACACCCACACACACAGACGUACAUCCGACAUGCGUGUGUCUGUGUCUGUGUUGGGAUUCCUUACGUCUCGGAGUGCCUCGUUGACGGCGUCCUUGAGCGUCUGUGAGCCGCAUGUGACGGGGACGACCUGUGCGCCGAGCAUCUUCAUGCGGAACACAUUGAGCUUCUGGCGCUCCACGUCAACCGCACCCAUGUACACGAUACACUCCAACCUGCACACCACACAAGACAACAACCAACGGCAACAGAUUAAUGGAUGCAGUGGUGAGGUGUAUGGUAUGGCCGUGGUGUGCGUGUCCGCGUCUGAGGCUCACCCGAAGUGCGCGCAUACGGUGGCUGUGGCGACGCCAUGCUGACCGGCACCCGUCUCGGCGAUGAUGCGCUUCUUGCCCAGACGUAUCGCCAGCAGCGCCUGACCCACCGCAUUGUUGAUCUGAUCACACAGCACAGCAGAGGGGGGAGGGGAACAAGACAACAGUCCACAAGAAGUCAGUCAUCCACGCCAAGUCCUGGCCAGCCCUUUCCCCUCCUCCAGGCUCUCACCUUGUGUGCCCCGGUGUGUGCGAGCUCCUCUCUCUUGAACCAGAUCUGCGCCCCGCCCACAUGGUCCGUCAGCCGCUGGGCAAAGUAGAGUGGCGUUGGCCCUCCGAUGAACUCCCUCCUGUAUCGCGCCACCUCCGCCAGGAACUCCGGGCUGGCCAUGGCUUCCUUGAAGGCCGCCUCCAGCUGCUCGUGCGCCUGCAUCAGCGUCUCGGGGAUAUAACGGCCACCGAACUCGCCAAAACACCACUUGGACGGGUCGGUGGGCGACUGGGGGGCGACGCCGUUGGCUGCCAUCGGUGGCUGACCGUUGGCGAGGGCUGCGGUUCGCGCCGCGUGUGCCUUGAGAUCGGUGCACACGGCCUCGAUGGCUGCGCACCGCUCGGCGACGCCAGAGCUCCCCUUGGCGGCCACGCCCUCUAUGGCGUUGACGAGGGCUGAGCCGACGACGAAGCCAUCAGUGCCCAGAGAGGCCAGCCGCUCCACAUGCUCGCCCCUGAAGACAUAUUGAGAAGGGUAAACAAACGUGUCGGCUGCUGUCUUGCUGGAUGUGUUGCUGUCUGUCUGUCUGUCUGUCUGUCUGUCUCACUUGGAUAUUCCGAAUCCGACAGCGACGGGCAGUUUGGUGAAUUGCCUGAUGAUGCUGAGAGUGUCCUUGAGAUCGGCGGUGAUCCUGUUCCACGUGUCGGCGUCGCGGGUGCCCGUCACACCCGUCAGCGACACACAAUAGAUGAACGAUGACGCCGCUGCCGCCAACUGACAUAUCACAUGUGACGAUCUGUGUGUGCGUGUGUGUCUUGUCUUUUUGUGUUUGUGUUGUGUCGUGUGUACCUGCUGCACACGGGCCUGUGUGCUGGUGGGUGCGAUCAGUGGUAUGAAUGAGAGGUCGGACGCCUUGCAGUGUCCCAAGAAGGCCACGGCGUCCUCAGGCGGCAGGUCCACAACGAUGAAGCCGUCGACGCCCACCUGAGCGGAGCGCUCGCACACCGACUGCAGCCCGUAGGCCAGCAGGGGGUUGUAAUAUGUCAUCAACACAACCUGACAGCACGGACGGACGGACGGAGAAGCAGCCAGUGCAGACAGGCAGACGGAUGGAUGGAUGGAUGGACGGAUGGACGCAGAUGCAGGGCAGAGUGAUUGGCAAUACAAUACAAUACAAUAAAUGCCAUUCCUACCGGUGUGGUGAGUCCCUUGGCGCGUGCCUUGGUGACCAUAUCGAAGCAGUCGUCGAUGUUGGUGUCGUUGCCCCGCUGCAACGCAACAGUGCUUGCACGCUGAAUCGUCGGACCAUCUAGACCGACACAGACCGACACACACAGAGGAAGUAAGUCAUGGGCCAGGGUCUAUCCGUGUGUUUCCACGGUCCUUCGCCUACCCGCCAGGGGGUCCGAGAAUGGGAUGCCGAGUUCGAUGACGUCGGCGCCGCCCCGCUGCAGCGCCAGCAUGGCAUCCACCGUCACAGCCUUGCUGUCAAACCCAGCUGCAUACACCACACACACAUCACACAUCACACAGAGCCCACCUUCGUGUGUGUGGGUGCUGUGUGUCUGUGCUGCUGUGCUGCUGUGCUGCUGUGCUACCGUACCUGUGAGGUAUGCGACGAAUGCCGUCUGGCCGGCCUGCUUGGCCCUCUCGAAGGCGUCGAGGAGCGACUGCACGGGCAUGAUGAUCUGGUGAUCUAUCGACUGCGGGCUGCUGAUAUGGACUGGAGCGGAGGCAGAGCUGGGACGAAUGGACGAACUGAUGAGCGGAUGAGCUGAUGAGCUGUGAAAGUGCUGAGAGUUGAGACGACUUGGUGGUAGAUCUGCUUCACGAGCUGAUGUGGCUGCUGUUUGCGAGUGCUCCACACUCCUCAAACCUUCAG
Molecule: messenger RNA, 3694 nt
Organism: Vitrella brassicaformis
Lineage: Eukaryota; Vitrellaceae
Source: the annotation of a GenBank genome assembly